AUGGAUGCACACGCUCCCCCUGCAGCUGCAACAGCUCCUCUAGACCUGUCUCUCACGCUGGCCCCCGUGUCUCCUAAGGCUGUUCUUCCUUCUGACCACUGCCGCCGCCGCGGUGGUGGGAGCGGGAGAUCGAGACUCUUUUCUUGCCUCUUCCGCGAGAGGAAAUUCCUCAAGUCGCAGGCGCUAGGGGGCCACCAGAACGCCCACCGUAAGGAGAGGGUUGUCGGCACCUGGAACGCCCACCUCUAUCUCCCUGACCACCCUCGUGCCCCGGCACCGGCCACCGCAACGGCGUACCUUGAUGAUGACGAUGACGACGGCAAGCACCAAAAGCUUGAUCUUAGCCUCAAGCUUUAA
This is a messenger RNA of Triticum dicoccoides, 357 nucleotides long. RefSeq names its product zinc finger protein 2-like. The transcript has a single exon. The coding region runs from base 1 to 357 and encodes 118 amino acids. Lineage: Eukaryota; Viridiplantae; Streptophyta; Magnoliopsida; Poales; Poaceae. The record is from RefSeq and is a predicted model, not a curated record. Gene Ontology annotation, molecular function: DNA-binding transcription factor activity.